This is a messenger RNA of Coregonus clupeaformis (lake whitefish), 2801 nucleotides long. RefSeq names its product synaptogyrin 2b (gene syngr2b). NCBI's taxonomy places the organism in Eukaryota, Metazoa, Chordata, Actinopteri, Salmoniformes, Salmonidae. The record is from RefSeq and is a predicted model, not a curated record. The transcript is spliced from 5 exons. Gene Ontology annotation, cellular component: neuromuscular junction; synaptic vesicle membrane. Bases 134 to 868 code for a protein of 244 amino acids.
UUACAUUCAGGAAACUCGUUGGCGAAAAAACAAGAAGGCGGUUGGUAGCCUAGCUAUCUGUGUUACAAGGAAGAUUCGUGGCUAAAUCAACGUAUGCUUGUCUUCUGACUUGUGCUGAAGUUGAGCAACAGAAAUGGAGGAGACCGGGGGAGUUGGUGGCGCUAGUGCGUACGGAGCUUCGCUCGCAGGCGGUGGCUUCGACUUUCAGAAGUUUGCUAAACAACCGCACACUAUCGUGCGCUUCUUGAGUUGGAUUUUUGCCAUCGUGGUCUUUGCCUGCAUCACGGCGGAGGGAUUUGUCAACAAGGCGCACAGCCACGAGGCGCAUUGCGUCUUCAACCAGAAUGACUCGGCGUGUCACUACGCCGUUGGCAUCGGUGUCAUAGCCUUCCUGGCCUGUUUUGGCUUCCUCUUAUUGGACGCCUACCUGCCGCUGAUGAGCAACGCACAGGAGAGGAAGUACGCUGUCUUGGCCGACCUGGGAUUCUCAGGUGUGUGGACGUUCCUGUGGUUUGUGUGUUUCUGCCUCCUGGCUAGCCAAUGGGGUCGUACGUCUGACGUCAGAGGAAUCCCCCAGGACGCCGCCCGCGCCACCAUCGCCUUCUCUUUCUUCUCUAUCGCCACCUGGGGAAUCCUAACCUACUUCGCUUUGGGGAGAUACCGCCGCGGCGUCGCCGAUGUCACCCAGAACAUCUACGCCGAGCCUCCGCCGGAGCAGCACACCCCUUACCCUUCGACCUACGCCCCCUCGGCCUACACCCCCACCACCUACUCCCCGUACCCUUCCAGCGCCCCAGACGACUUCCAACAACCCCCCUUCACCCCCACCCCCCAACCCCAGGGGGACUACCAACCCCCCAACUACUGAGGGGCUCCGGGGUGAAGUUUCCCCUAGGUACAGAUCUAGGAUCAGCUUCACUUCCCCCAAUCCUAACCUUAACCAUUAGUGGGGGUAAAUGCAAAACUGACCCAAGAUCAGCGUCUAGGCCAAGGGGCAAUUUCACCACUAUUACUGGGAUAGAAGUAUGGAAGGAGGUGGAAGCUCCUUACCACCAGACCUGGGUUCAAAUACUAUUUGAAAUCUUUCAAAUACUUUCAGUGUUUUUGGCUUUUGUCUGUCUGGAGUGCCGGGUGGGCAGGGUUUGCACUCAGCCAACUUUUCUAUUGGUUUCAUUUGCAACAGGGAAACAACAUGAAAGCACAGACCGAUAAAGUAUUUGAAGUGGUUUUAAAUAGUGUUGGAACCCAGGUCUGCUUACUAAUAAUUCAGAUUGACAUGUUAUCUCAUCACCUUGGUGAAGGAUGAUGUGGUUAAAGGGAGACUUCUACCCUGUGCCAGGGGCGCAGCUGAGGGGGAGGGGCAAUAGUCAGAGCCUGGUCACAUGACAUGGGAGACUGGAGGUCACAUGAUGUGGGAUAUGCGAAAAUGGCCAAUGAGAGCUCUCGUGGGUGGGGCCAGUGCUUGCUUCAGCUAAUCGGUGUUCCUUUCUCCCCCUCUCGGUUCCGAACUCUAAUCCCCUGCUUUUGUGUUCCAGAAGGAAGGAGAAUGUGUAUAUGUCUGAGGAGGCUGGUGGGAGGAACUAUAGGAGGUCCGGCUCAUUGUAUUGGCUGGAUUGAAUGGAACGGUAUCAAACAUGCAAACUACGUUUGACUCGGUUCCAUUUAUUCCAUUCCAGCCAUUACAAUGAGCCGGUCCUCCUAUAGCUCCUCCCACCAGCCUCCUCUGGUAUCUGUACAUACUAGAUAGUCAAAGCGCCAUUUUGAAUUCUUCGAAUGGCUGUAUAGUGUGUUUUUUAAACAUUUUAUCUUUUUGUUUUCAAUUUAGCACAAUUAUCUUUAUGAUGACAUGCAAGCACAAUGUUUUAUUCAAUGUCAAAAAAGUAUGUUUAUUUAAUUGACCAGUGUAUCGUGAGACUACUGAAUUCUACAGGAUAAGCCAACUAUUAUAAAGCCAAAUGCCCAAGAAAGCCUUAUUAUUAAUGUCCUAUGUAAACUGCUGGGUUUUUGUCCCACUUCAGGAGCCGUAGGCAUACUUGGAAUUGUGCACCAAAUGGCGCCCUAUUCCCUUUAUAGUGCACUACCUUUGACCAGGGACCAUAAGGCUAGUGCACUAUAGAUAUAGGGAAUAGGGUACCAUUUAUGACGCAGACUGCAAGUCUUUUUUUCAUAACUCUUAAACCCUGUCUAUCUGAUAACAGUCAAGCUAAAGCCAUAAAAAGCAAGAGGAAAAAACCUUUAAACCGCACAUUAAACCGCCCGUUGAAAACAUAAGGCUUGUUUGCUCAACUGAUCUCUGUGUAAUAUGCAUGUUCCUAUCCAGUCAUUAUGUAUUGAGUGAGUUUUCAGUCAUAUUUUAUACAUUUACUAUAGCACCUGGAUGAGUUGAAACCAGGCUGUAACCAGGUGAUGAUAAAUUAGGAUGUGUACCAAUUCUCUACCCUUCUCCCAAAGUGUGCACUGCACUGGCCUACUUUUUCCCAUGGCUUUGAAACUCCCUCCAGCCAAUGCUUACACCAGUGCAAUGCUUUAGAACCUAUAUGUCUUUCUGAGUCUGAGACCUCUCCCUGCUUUGUACUACUAAAGGUUAAAAGUAUAGUAAUUCAUGAAUGACCUCUUGCUGCCAAGACUGACUUCAGUACCCUCAGUGCUGCAGCUGGGUCAUGUUCAUUAGGCACCAAAUGGAAGAAAACCAAAUGAAACCGGGAGGGACUACCUGGACUUGUCCAAUAACAAAUCAUUGCUGUCUAAUGAAAACAAAAACGUUUCAGGAAAUAAAAAAAACGGCCACAUAUGGACAUUAA